Etheostoma cragini (Arkansas darter) is the source of this 532-nucleotide messenger RNA. It is a transcript of the gene nppb, whose product is annotated as natriuretic peptide B. The record is from RefSeq and is a predicted model, not a curated record. Gene Ontology annotation, cellular component: cytoplasm; nucleus; extracellular region. The transcript is spliced from 3 exons. Bases 111 to 494 code for a protein of 127 amino acids. Gene Ontology annotation, biological process: neuropeptide signaling pathway; negative regulation of systemic arterial blood pressure; receptor guanylyl cyclase signaling pathway. NCBI's taxonomy places the organism in Eukaryota, Metazoa, Chordata, Actinopteri, Perciformes, Percidae. Gene Ontology annotation, molecular function: hormone activity; hormone receptor binding.
GCUGCUGUGGGCUCUAGCAGCCAAACAGCUCCCGGGCAAAGAAGACAUAAAUCAUCCAUCCAUCCAUCCAUCCAUCCAUUGACACGAGCAACAAGACCUCAUAGAGAAUCAUGCAUCUGUCCUGUUUCCUCCUCCUCAUCCUAAACCUGCAGCUGUUCAGCACAUACCCCAUCAGCACAGGCCUCACCGACACUGACAUAGACAUCUUAAAGGUGCUCCUUCACAGAUUGGAGGAGUCAGUUCCUAAUCUGGAUCAGAGCGUCCCUGCAAGGAGGGACAGUCUGGACAUUCUGAACAUGGAAGAGGCAGCAGAUGAACAGCAGCCUCAAACAAGACUGGAUGAAGAAGCGAUCAGGGAGUUUUUCUCAGCGAAGAAUCUAAAGAACGUCCGCAACAACUCUUUCAGGAACUCCUCAGGGUGCUUCGGUCGACGGAUGGACAGAAUAGGCUCCAUGAGCUCCCUGGGGUGCAACACUGUCGGCAAUCCAAAGUGAAGAUGAAGUUCAUCAGAAUUCUGGAACGGCAACAUCUC